Messenger RNA from Mycosarcoma maydis (corn smut), 1659 nucleotides. RefSeq lists its product as uncharacterized. Gene Ontology annotation, biological process: transmembrane transport. The record is from RefSeq and is a predicted model, not a curated record. The transcript has a single exon. Gene Ontology annotation, molecular function: transmembrane transporter activity. Lineage: Eukaryota; Fungi; Basidiomycota; Ustilaginomycetes; Ustilaginales. Gene Ontology annotation, cellular component: membrane. The coding region runs from base 1 to 1659 and encodes 552 amino acids.
AUGGAACAAAAGCAAAGCGAGGCAUACGAUGAUUCGGCAAAGUCCAACACCGGCGUGACAGACUAUCAUCGUCCCGAAUCGCUCCAUCAUGGCUCUGCUGACGCAUCGCUCACGCUUGUACCACGCAAACAUUUCAGCACCUUGGCUCUCGUCGGCCUUUCGUUUGCCAUCCUCAACUCGUGGACUGCGGCGUGCGCUUCCAUCAACCUCGCCCUCGGCGCAGGCGGUCCGGUCGGCGUCGUUUGGGGUCUCCUCGUUGGAACCAUCUGCGCUUCCACCAUCGCUCUCUCGCUCGCCGAGCUCUGCCAUAUCUUUCCUUCCAUCGGUGGUCAGUACCACUGGUCCUACGCCAUGGCUCCCAAACCUUAUCGUGCCGCGGUAGCCUACUUUGCCGGUUGGCUUGGUACCACCGGUUGGAUCGCUCUCGCCUCGAGCGCUCCGCUCUACGCCGGCUCCACCAUCAUGGGCAUCAUCAGCGUGUACAGGCCCGACUUUGUUCCAAGCGCUUGGAAGAUCUUUUGCAUCUACAUGGGCCUCACCACAUACUGCGGCAUCGUCAACAUCUGGGGCGUCCGCAUCCUCAACAAGAUGAACCAAGCCGCGCUUCUCUGGUCAGUGAUUGGCGCCGUUGUCGUCUUUGUCGUCUGUCUUGCCGUUCCCUCGGCACAAGGUCAUCGUUCCAGCGCCAGCUUUAUCUUUACUGACUUUGUCAACUUGACCGGAUGGCCCGACGGCGUCGCUUGGAUGAUCGGGCUGAUCACGGCGCAAUACUCGCUCGUAGGCGUGGAUGGUGCUUCGCAUGUCAUCGACGAGAUCGAUCGUCCUCACAUCAAUGCUCCCAAAGCCAUGAUCUUGGCGUGUCUCAUCGGAGGUAUCUCGGCGUUUUUGGUGCUCAUCGCUGUGCUCGCUGGUAUCAACGACAUGCAGAGCGUCAUCAGCGCAGGCGCUGCAGGAAUCGUACAGGCUUUCCUUCAAGCCACCAACAGCAAAGCCGCUACUCUCUGCCUGAACCUCAUCCUGUUUGGCACCAUCGCCUUUGCCGGUCCUGCGCUCAUGAUCACCUCGAGUCGAAUGGUUCAGGCCUACGCCAAUGACGGUUGUCUGCCGUUCAGGAGCAAGCUCGCCCACGUUUCGCCCAAGCACGAGGUGCCCGUCUACGCUGUGCUGUUCUGCUGCUUCUGGUACACCGUCUUUGGUCUGAUCCUCUUUGGCUCUAUGAUUGCGGUGCAGGCAAUUGUCAGUGCAUCCGUUGUGCUGUUGCAGCUUUCUUACGUGGUGCCCAUAGCUGGCAUGCUGUUUGGCGGCAGAAAACGCAUCUUUGAUUCAUCCACCUCUGGCACCAGCCCGAAUCAGAAUGACGACAACGACGACGACGAGAUCCCCAUUCCCACCGACAUCAAGUACACCAUGGGCCCAUUACUGGGACCUUGUGUCAAUGCGGCGGCGCUCUGCUACAUUGGCGUCACCACUGUACUGUUUUUGCUUCCAUCGUACAUUCCGGUCACCUCGGGUUCGCUGAUGAACUACUCGGUGGUCGUCGUAGCAACCACGUCGCUUUUGGCCACGAUCAACUGGUUCGCGCUUGCACGCAAGACCUACACGGGACCUAGGGACUUUAGACAAUUGCUCGAGAGGGCGCAUUUGAGCCGAAUCGGGUGA